AUGUCCGAACCCGAGCCGACCACUUCAACGAUGGCCUCACCGACGAAAUUCUCAAUCUCCACCCUUACCUCACCUUCAACAUCAUCACCAAUUCCUCAGCAAAUCCCCCAAUUUCCUCCAGUGGCUUUCCUCCAAUUGAUCUCUCAAUAUAUGGCACGAAAUCCAUUCGCCCAACCCACCCAACCCAUUCCCUCUUCUGUAAACUCUUUUCCACUUGUUCACUCACCAAUCAAUACUCCCGAGUCACCCGGAUUGCAAAAGAAUGAGCAGAAGAAAAGAAAACGAAAGAGAAAAGAAGAAACGUUUGAGAAAAUGAUUGAUGCAAGAGAAUCUGAAGAAGCGCCAUCGACUUCGAUCAGUGAUUCACAAGAAAAGGAUGCUGCACAACAAUUGCUUCAAAAUGCCCUCACGCAAGCCGGUCAAAUGCGCGAGAGAAUGAGCUCGAGCAGCAGAAAGUCAUUAAGCGUCUCUCCACCUGCUCAGAAUGUCGACUCGGAUGAUGUGGUGAAAAUCAAAACACAUCCAUUGUUUCCCAUUCUAAAACUUUUCUGUGAAAAAAUCGAGACAGCCACGUAUGACAUGGAAACAUCGGCUUUAAAAAUGGAUGACGUGGAAAAGCUUUUCGCUGAACUUGAAACAAAAAAAGUGAAACCAAAAACCGGAGAUAUUCAGUUGGACGAAUUCGUUUACGAUUCGAUUUUUGUGCUCCGAUUGCAGUUGGCGGAAAUUGCAAGAGUGGCCUCGUUGUCGGAGGCGUUUAAAAACAACUUUUCUGCGUCACUUCGUAAACGGGUCAACCACGAGACAUUGAUUGGUUUGCUGGGGGACAGUGAUGAGGAUGGAUCGACGUCUGAUGGAGAGACAACAUUGAGAGUUGCCGGUGAAAUGGGCUCCUCUUCGAAUACAACAGUGGCAAUGAUGUGCACUCCGAAUGGAACUCUUUCAAUCCCACUCAAAAUGCCCCCAAUCACUCAUCAUUUAUCACACGAAACAGGGUCACCGAGUGGAAAGCGUCGCUGUUUCGACUUUGUUUCUCUUGACACUGCGGAUGAAAUU
Molecule: messenger RNA, 1056 nt
Organism: Mesorhabditis belari
Lineage: Eukaryota; Metazoa; Nematoda; Chromadorea; Rhabditida; Rhabditidae
Source: the annotation of a GenBank genome assembly